Molecule: messenger RNA, 1764 nt
Organism: Ruditapes philippinarum (Manila clam)
Lineage: Eukaryota; Metazoa; Mollusca; Bivalvia; Venerida; Veneridae
Exons: 2
Coding region: 1-1764 (587 amino acids)
Biological process (GO): positive regulation of DNA-templated transcription
Cellular component (GO): chromatin; nucleoplasm
Molecular function (GO): ubiquitin-protein transferase activity; zinc ion binding
Source: RefSeq, a predicted model, not a curated record
AUGGCAGGGAAAGAGGAUACAACACCUGGGAUUACUGGGUCUGAGGAGAUAAUUAACUGUACUACAUGCUCUGAAGCAGAGAGGACAACUGUGGCCAUCAAAUAUUGUGUGGACUGUACAACAUAUGUUUGUCAGGACUGUUUAAAUGACCACAACAAGUUUGCAGCAUUACGUAAACAUCAAAUUGUGGAGAUCACUGAAGCUAAUGAGCUUCUAGGUGACACGGAUCAAGUCCAGGGAAAAAGAUCAGUGGAAUGUAGAAGCCAUGAUGGACAUUUCGUUGACAGAUAUUGCAAAGACCAUGAUGAAGUGUGCUGUAGUCUUUGUGUGACAGUUAAACACAGGUCAUGUAAGGACAUAAACAAGAUAGAAACAGUUGCAGAGGGAAUAAAAGAAAGUCAAGAAUUUUGCGAAUUAAAAUCUUCCUUGGAAAAGUUCAUUAUGUCUGCAAAUCAGGAAAAAGCAUAUCGAAAUUACUACUUAAAAGAUAUGACAGAGGAAAAAGAAAAAAAAUUGACUGAUAUUGAUAAAUAUGAAGAGAGGCUAAUACAAAGGAUAAAAGUUUUAGCAAACACAUCUAGAGAAAAUAUCCAAGAAGCUAAUGCAAAUCAUCAAGAUGCAGUCAAGGCUGAUAUCAAAGAACUUGACUCAGUUAUGUCAGAAGUGACAAAAAGAUUAAAUCACUUUAACAGAGCCGGCUUUAAUGGAGUUGAGGCCUUCAUAACAAUAAAGAAUUGCCAGAUAUUUUCAAAAGAGGCGCAGAAAGUUAAGACAGAUCUUUCUAACAAAUGGCUGCAGACAUCCCUUUUAUACACGUUCAUUGAUGAUGAUGUCUUACCUAAAGAAAUCACAGCAUUUUUGGAAGUUGCUGUGGAAACAAAGGCCUGUCCUGUUUUUCAUUUACAAGUCAAACAAUCUGUUGAUAUUACAUGCCAAACUGACAGUAACAAGUGCAGUAUAAAUGGAAUAUGUCAACUGCCUGACAAUACUGUGUUAAUCACAGAUGCCUAUAAUGGCAAGCUUAAACGACUGGGAGAUAAUUUGGAGGUGAAAGAUUAUAUUGAUUUAAAUGAUACUCCAGAAUGUAUGUGUGUGACACAGUCAUGUGAGGUUGCCAUUGUACUAAGGGAAAGAAACCUGGUUCAGUUUGUAACCAUUGAUGAAAACAUGACUUUAGAGACAUCAUUUCCUAUAACAGAAGGAAAAUGCACAAGUAUUGAUUCUGACCCAACAGAUAAUAAACUGUAUGUUUGUUGUAUGGUUGAAUGUAAAAGGCCUAUAUAUAAUACAACCUAUGGUUACUAUUCACACAAAUAUCAUGUUAUUGUUUACAAUAAAAAAGGGGAAUGUUUAUCAAUAUUUAACAAUGAGGAAGAUACGAGUCAAAACAUUUUUGAGCCAUUGAAGAUACUUAUCAGUGUAGAUACUUUUGAUUUAAUUGAUGCAGAUGCUAGCAUUUAUGAAUUUAGUAAGACAGAUAUGAAAGGAAAACCAUCUUAUAAAUACUAUGUCUAUAAUAGAGCAAUGUAUAAGUAUCUAUGUAUGCUGUCUGCAGAGAAGAUUAUGUUUGUAAACAAGAAUGGAGAAAUGUUUCUAAAAAUAGUACAUGGGAGACAAGAUCAAAGACUAAGAAUAGAAGAUCCUCUACCUGUGCAAGCUGUACUUUUCAACAAGCAGAAAUCUACACUAAUUGUAGUAGGAGAGUCAAGUCAAAUCAAAGAAUACAAAAUGGACUCAAAGAUACUGUAUCUUUUCAAAGAAUAA